AGAAGCCAAUCCCUCUCAGCUGCAAUGGCUUACUAGUUUGGAGCAGAAGCGCACACGCAGUGCAGCCGCUGUCCCAGUGAAUAAAACAGGAAAAAAAGGCAGAGAGGCUUUUAGGAGGAUUAAGAACGUGUGAAAGAAACGUGUAAAGAAGGUCGGGAGGGAGUUUUGGGGGUGAAUCUGAGGAUUUGGGGCUCGGAUGUGCGCUCGGAUCAACCUGUUGGACCUGAGAAGGAGAGGAAGGAGAAGAAGGAGAAGCUGUUCUGUUGUCAGUGUGGAGGUGAUGCUGGAGCUGGAAGUCACCACACUUUAACCUUUAACUGGCCUUUUACUCUGUAGAGGCACCAUGCACGUGUCUCUGGCCGAGGCUCUGCAGGUACGAGGAGGUCCUCUUCAGGAGGAGGAGGUGUGGGCCGUCCUGAACCAGAGUGCUGAGAGUCUUCAGGAGCUGAUGCGCAGAGACCCGACCGCCCUGGGUUUCAUCAUCUCACCUUGGUCUCUGCUGCUCAUGCCUUCCGGAAACAUCUCGUUCACAGAUGAGAAUGUGACUCAGCAGGACCUGAGCGCGUUCACCUCACCAGAAGUGCUCGAGGGCCUCAACUUGUCGUCGCUUUCCGAUAUGGAGAAGAUGCACAUGUACUCACUGGGUAUGACUCUGUUCUGGGGAGCGGAUUACGAGAUUCCUCAUAGCCAGCCUAUGAAGCUGAGUGAGCACCUGAACAGUAUUCUGCUGAAGAUGUGCGAGGACUCGACUCUGACUCGUCUCUCGGUCCGCUCCCUCCUGGACGUCUGCAGCACACACGUCCGUAACUCCACGUGCGAUCCUUCCUUUUCUUACGUGCGUAAACUGGUGCGUCUGGUCCUCGGCAGUCUGUCUCAGCUGGAUGGUUUGCUGUCCCAAACUGAGAGAGAUUCCCUGCCUGAGAGGAGUAAAGAGAUUCGUGAGAGAUUACGUGGUAAAGGUUUGCCUGCAGGUCGUAGUGCAGCUCAUCGUGUCCUGGAGCGUUACCGAGCUCGCACUCAGGAGCAGACGGCUCUGAACCGAGGCCUGAGCCGCUCCAUGGGCUCGCUGCCCACUCGUGAUGAAAACCUCCAGCAGACGCCUCCUCCAUCUGAGACGACCUCUGAACCGUUUGCACGACAGCACAAGGUUAAAGGUCAGCUCCAGGAGCCGGACCGCCGAUCCCUGCCCCACCACAGGAAGAAGAACUGGGCGUCGUCUGUGGAUUUAGCCUACUUAGACUCGGAACUGCUGCGUUUUGGCGCCCUGGAAGACGCCCGGAGGGGAAGCAGCGCCCUCAGCACUCGCUCGGCCGGCAGGCCAAAGUCGGCCGCCAGGAUCAGAGACUCGACUUACGGAGAAUUCGAAAGCUUGGAGUUCAGGAAGAGUCAUCAUCACUCAGCACAGGCGGUGGGAGGAGCUUACAAUAAACUUCGAGAGAGACACAAGAAGCUGCACGCGCUCAGUCGAGCCAUCGAUGACCCUAUGCACACACACAGGAGUUAUCAGAGUGACUACAGCUCAUCCAGUGAGAGUCCAUCAGUAACAUCAUCAGACCCAGACUACAGACAUGCUAAGAGAACGGAGGAGCUGCGGCGCUUCAGUUCACAGGUGGGAUUGUCUGAGAACGACGGUGUGACAUCCAGACACAGGAUGUAUGAUGUGGGGCAGGAGGAGGCGUUCAGGACGGAACUGCUGAUGUCCAGGCCUGAGGACGGGAUGCGGAGACUUCAGACCCAACUCUCCCGCUCCAACCUUUACCCCGGUGACGAGCCGCGGGCUUCCAUUAACGACCUGCGAGAGGCCAUGAAGAGCAGCAUGAUGGACAUCAGCGGGCGCAAGGCCAAGAAUUUUUUUGGUCCUGAGUUUGCGAAGAUGUCGACGGAGCCGUGUGUGGUUCUGAAUGUUCCCUCUUCUAUAAUGAAUAAGCGUGGGAAGGUGGAGGAGAGCCUGCGGAAGGUGUUUGUGGUGUUGCUGAACGGUCAGAAGCUGGAGGUGAGCUGUGACGUGAAGGCGGUGUGUAAGGACGUGUUGGACAUGGUGAUAGCUCACGUGGGUCUGGUGGAACAUCACCUGUUUGGCCUGGCGUACCUUAAAGACGACGAGUUCUUCUUUAUCGACUCCGAAGGUAAAAUCUCGAAGGCGGCUCCAGACGGCUGGAAAGAAGAUCCGAAGAAGCGGAAAACGGACGUCAACUUCACUUUGUUCCUGCGCAUCAAGUUCUUCCACGACGACGUUAGCUUUAUUCAGCACCCCAUGACCAAGCACCAGUAUUACCUGCAGUUGCGGAAGGAUCUUCUGGAGGAGCGAAUGCGCUGCAAUAUGGAGAACGUGAUGAUUUUGGCGUCCCUGGCCCUGCAGGCUGAGAUCGGAGACUACCAGCCCGAGCUCCAUGGGAAGACGUAUUUCAGGACAGAACAUUAUCUUCCUGCUCAUAUAAUGGAGAAGCUGGACCAAAGCUCUAUGAAGGAGGAACUCUCCAAACUGCACAGCAACUAUUAUGGAGCCAAAGAGGAUGAGGCCGAGUUUGAGUUCCUUAAGGUGAGUCAGCGGCUGACGGAGUACGGCGUUCAUUUCCACCGCGUGCUGCCAGAGAAAAGAUCUCAGACAGGAAUCCAGAUGGGAGUCUCCUCCAAAGGCAUCCAGAUCUUUGAGGUACUGAACGGAAACCGAACGUCGGCGCUGAGGUUCCCCUGGAGAGAGACCAAGAAGAGCUCCUUCACCAAAAAGAAGAUUUGUCUGCAGAACUCAUCAGAUGGUAUCAAACACGUGUUCCAGACGGACACUCAGAAGACGUGUCAGUAUCUUCUCCAGCUGUGUUUAGAGCAGUACAAAUUCCACCAGCAGAUGAAAACACGGCAGAACAACCAGGAGCAGCAGGAGCUCGAAAACUCUCCUCUGAACCUGCUCCAGUACCCUGUGGGUCCUGAAAGCCUGGGCAGGGCCGUUAGCUUAGCCAGCCUGGCAGCUAGCACUACAGCGAGCACCCGCUCUAACCCAGACAGCUUGAAGAGGAUGUUGAGCUCAGAAGAUCGAACGUUUCCUUCCUUCAGUGCAAACUCCAGUUCCAGGAUGAAGAGCCGCUCACAUCACAACCUGGGCAAGCUGCCCGAGGCUCCUGAGCACCGGGGGGCGCCGUUUACCUCUGUACACCAGCGCGCUAGCUCCGAUACCGACUCCAUCGCUGUUCAUGGACAACAGGAGAGCGCCUUCAGGUCCAUGGGUCACGCCGACGCUUUGAGCUGGAGUCCAAAACACCUGAAGAAGGAUUCAGACACGUCGUCCUGUGAGGAGAGCGGAGCGGCGUACGCUGAAGAUUUGUUGAGGAAAAAGUUGGACAUGUUGCCUUCCACUAAGCGUGAAAUUAAAAACAUUAAUCUGAAAAAGGAUGCGAAAUAUGGCCUGGGCUUUCAGAUCAGUGAUGGAGAGAGUGCAGGCCGUAUGGACCUGGGUACCAUCGUCAGCUCCAUUACUCCAGGGGGACCUGCUGACGUCGAUGGACGCCUGAAACCAGGUGACCGGCUGCUUAAAAUAAACAGUAUUAACGUUGAAGGUCUUUCUCAUGAAGAAACCAUGGAGAUCUUGCAGACUUCUCCAGAUGAUGCCACACUGCUGGUAUCACAGCCCAAAGAGCCACUCUUCACAGACUCUCUUUCAGAUCUCUCGCACUACAAAGACAAGUCGAGACAGGAAGUAGACGUGGAUUCUUCCUCCGAGGAACUGGCUCAUACAUUCCCUCCCUCCAUCACUAAGAACGUAGCAGGAAGCUUCCCACAGACCCAACUCAACGGCCUGCACCAGAAAGAUGAAAGCGGCGCUGACUCCGCCCCUCCGGCGCUGCCGCCCAAAACCAGGAAGACCAAAGUCCCCGAAGCCCCGAAGGAGCCGGAGAUCUCGGACAGAGGCGACUCGGACAUGGACGAGGACACGCACUCGAGUAACCAGGACAAGCAAAAGUCUUUAAAGGACGUCUCCAUCACGGACAGAUUAAGUGAUAGUGGCCCAGCAGUCAGUAGUCUCCAGCCUGGAGGUCUAUUUGACAUUGAGCUGUCUAAAAUAGACAGCAGUCUGGGCAUUAGUGUCACGGUACUGUUCGGAAAGGGUGGCUCCAACACGUCGGUGAGACACGGCGGGAUCUACGUCAAAGGGCUUGUCCCUAAAGGUGCAGCAGAGCUGGAUGGGAGGAUCAAGAAAGGAGACCGUGUGGUGGCUGUGAACGGAAAAAGUCUGGACGGAGCGACUCAUAAGGAGGCGGUGGAGGCUCUGAGAGACACGGGACAGGUGGUCCAUCUGUUAUUGGAGAGAGGACAGCUCCCAGAGGACAGAGUUCACGCUCCUCUCACCCCUAAGGUCACUUUGAUGGUCCGAGACCCCAAACCUCAACUUCGUAGCACAGUGAGAAAACCCCAGCCGGAGUACAGCUUCGUCACGCCAGAUAACGUAUUUGAGGUGAACUUGCUGAAGAACACCUCAGGUCUCGGGUUCAGCUUUAGCCGCGAGGAGAAUGUUCCGGAUGAGCCACUCUGUACCAGCAUGGUCCGGGUCAAGAAGUUGUUUCCCGGCCAACCGGCUGCCGAGAGCAGGCUGAUCCGAGUGGGCGACGUCAUCCUGCGUGUCAAUCAGACGUCACUAAAAGGACUCACGCAGCACGAGGUGAUCUCAGCUUUAAGAGGGACAGGUCAGGAUGUGACGUUGCUGCUGUGCAGGCCUGAAGCAGGAGUACUUCCUGAUGUGGAUUCCUCUAACCAGACCUCCACCUCAUCCCUCCGUAAGGAACCUCCUCCGAAGCCAAAACUCUUCAUGAAGCCGGCGUCUCCGCCUCAGGAGGAGAAAGUCAAUUCCAUGGUGGAACAGGCUCUGGACAGGAUGCUGAUGAAGUCACCGAGCCGAAGAGACAGCUACAGUGACAGCACUGAUGAGGAAGAGGAGGUGGACGAAGAGGGCUUAAGUCCUGCGGGUCAGAAGGAGUCCGUCUCGGAGACGGACGACACCAUCCGCUCUGCCUACGCCGACACCGAUGCCGCCCACAGGCCCGAGGCCAGCUGGAGGGCUCCUCCCUCGUCCCCUCUUCUCUCGUCUCCAGCUCUUCCUGAAGCAGGUCUCCUAAACGCCAGUUCUAACCCUUUGCCCCCUGCACUUCCCACCCCUCUCAACCUCGCUCUUCCAGGACAAAGUCCAGACACAGAGGACUACCUGCCUGAAGUAGAGCUCAAAGUGUCUCUGGUGAAGUCAGAGAAAGGAAGCUUGGGCUUUACGCUGACGAAAGGAAACGACCAAAACUGCUACAUCCAUGACAUCAUCCAAGACCCAGCGAAAGGUGACGGCAGACUUCGGCCUGGAGAUCGCAUGAUAAUGGUGAAUAACACCGAUGUUUCAGGUAUGAGUCACACCGAGGUGGUAAACCUCGUCCGAGCCGCACCGCGUGUGGUAGAUCUGGUUGUUGGACGUGUCCUUGAAGCCCCUAAACCACCAAUAGAUGCCCACCUUCUGCCUGACAUCACAUUUAAGUGCCCCACUGAGUCGCUGGGUUUGGUGCUGGACGGAGGUAAGGACAGUGAGUUUGGUGUCCUCUAUGUGAAGGAAAUCCUCCCGGGUUCGACGGCUGCGACGGAAGGAACCCUGAAGAAACUGGACCUCGUUCACUACAUUAACGGAGCUCCGACGAACGAGCUGAUGCUCAGCGAGAGCCGCCGACUUCUGCAGCUUAAACCUCAGGAGCUCACUCUCAAAGCCACCAGGGACGGGAAACCCGUGUGUCAGGAGAAGGAGAGAAACAACAACGUCAGCUUGAAACCCAACACAUCCACCAGUAUGAACGGUCAUGUUCAUAAUAAUGAUCAGGAUUUAGAAGCCAUCUGUCCCUCUGAGGAGCAGAUCAUCAAGCUGCAGUUGGAGAAGCCUCCGGCCGGCACUCUGGGUUUCUCCGUCAUCGGAGGAGAGAGAGGCAUUUUUGUGAAGUCGAUCACUCCAGGAGGAGCAGCACACAGUGACAACACGUUACAAGUCGGAGAUCGUCUGCUCAAAGUGAAUGACGAGCUGAUGACUGGUGUGUCACAUUCUAAAGCAGUGACCACCAUCCGGAAAACCAAAGGUGUUGUUCACCUCUUAGUGUCUCGACCUCCUGAUCAGACCCCCAGCACCUACCUGGGCUUCCUGCCUCUGAGCUCCAGCAAUGGCAACACAGACUUGAGUGAAGACAGUGGGGUGAAAACAAAACUCUGUAGUUCACCAGAUGCACAAAAAUCCAAAAGUCCACCUGCUCUUCCACCUAUAGAUUAUGACACUGUAGAACAAAGACUAGAAGCCGAGGAGUCUGAAGACACCGACUGCGACGGUUCGUCUCUUCCAGAGGAUUCUCCAGAGACGACGAGGAGGACAGAAUGGAAGGAGGACAGCGUGGACAGCCCUCAGAACGACAGUUACCGGCGCUCGCCCUCGGGACAGCUGGACGAGGAUGAGGACGAGGUCACGUGGGGCAGCGACGAACUCCCCAUCGAUAACAUCAACUCCAGAUUCACUGAAGACGGACCGAUCAUCACGGACGAUGAGCUCACCUCCCUGCCUCUGGUCAGAGUGGUUCCCAACGGUCAGUACACUGGGCCAAAGCUCAACUCCGUGGUGAGGAUGAUGAGAGGACUGCUGGAGCAGAAGGUCCCUUUACAGGAGUUUGAGAAUCUGCAGAAUUUACAGCCGCUGGACGACUGUUUGAUCGGACAGACGCAGGAAAACAAGAAGAAAAACCGCUACAAAAACAUCGUACCCUUUGACACCACACGGGUGACCCUGGGCAAAGACGGCGGCUACAUCAACGCCAACUUCAUCAAGAUGCCGGUGAAGGACGAGAACUUUCUGUACAUUGCGUGCCAGGGGCCGCUUCCCACCACACUGGCUGAUUUCUGGCAGAUGGUCUGGGAGCAGAAGUCCAACGUGAUCGCCAUGAUGACCCAGGAAGUGGAAGGAGGGAAGGUGAAAUGUCAGCGGUACUGGCCCGACACGCCGAGUACGGCACAGAUGGUGGACGACAGGCUGCAGGUCACGUUGGUCAAAGAUCAGCAUCUGGACAACUUCAUCAUCCGGCUCAUAGAGGUCAAGGACGUCCAGACAAAUGAAAUCCAGAGAGUCACACACCUGAACUACACGGGCUGGCCGGACCACGGCACUCCCAUGCAGCCUGAACAACUCCUGACCUUCAUUUCCUACAUGAGACACAUCCACCAAUCGGGGCCCAUCGUCACCCACUGCAGCGCAGGGAUUGGCCGAUCAGGAACGCUCAUCUGCAUAGACGUCGUUCUUGGUUUAAUCAGCAAAGACACGGACUUUGAUAUCUCGGAUGUGGUGAGGACAAUGAGACUGCAAAGACAAGGCAUGGUGCAGACUGAGGAGCAGUACAUCUUCUGCUACCAGGUCAUCCUGUACGUGCUCAGGUGCCUGCAGGCGGAGGAGAAGAUGUUGGGAUAGAACCGUGGCCUGGUGUCACCGAUCCUCAUCUCUAAACCGAAACCACCAAGAAAGAACUUUCACACUUUCUCAAUCGUGAUCAAAUCAAACUGUUUAAAGAUUAGUUGUUUGUUUAUUUCGGUCCCUUCCUGUUGCUUCCCUUCUCUUCUACUGAACUCAGACACAAUAUGUUAUAAAGAUAUUUUCUCUACUACUUUUUUAAGGAUCUUUUAACGACGAUAAGAGCAAAUAAAUUCCUAUUUUAAGUGCAUUUUAUUGCCGCCUGGACGGAGAACGACGACAGUAUUUCUGCUUUGUAAAUCUUUUCCCGGUUGCUGAGUGCCAGCGAUGAUCGCUGAAGUGAAAGUGUACAGAUGUUUUGCUCCGGACAGAUGUGGAUAUGAUGUUUAAGCUGUUACAUACUGGACAAUAUGCAAUUUGUAAAUAAAAGAUUAUCAUUCCUUUAAA
This is a messenger RNA of Tachysurus vachellii, 7903 nucleotides long. RefSeq names its product protein tyrosine phosphatase non-receptor type 13 (gene ptpn13). Gene Ontology annotation, biological process: peptidyl-tyrosine dephosphorylation. The record is from RefSeq and is a predicted model, not a curated record. The coding region runs from base 344 to 7456 and encodes 2370 amino acids. Gene Ontology annotation, cellular component: nucleus; cytoskeleton; cytoplasm. NCBI's taxonomy places the organism in Eukaryota, Metazoa, Chordata, Actinopteri, Siluriformes, Bagridae. Gene Ontology annotation, molecular function: phosphatidylinositol 3-kinase regulatory subunit binding; protein tyrosine phosphatase activity. The transcript is spliced from 48 exons.